GGACCAAUCUGUGAGUUUGGAAUAUACAGUGAAAUUGAAAAAAAUGGAACGAUAAUGAGUCCUGAGUACCCAUCGCCAUAUUCGUCAAAUACUAUUUGCACCUAUGAAUUUCAUGGAAACGAUCAAGAACGAAUAAGAAUUGUUUUUCUGGAUUUUGAUGUUUAUUGUUCUGGAGACAAUUCUGAUAGGUAUAACUAUUCAGAUUCUGUCAGUGUUUUCAUUUUCGUUGAUGGAAGACUGGAGAAAAUAGACUCCUACUGUGGAGAUAAACUACCUGGACCUAUUAUGUCAAAUGGUCCUUGGAUGAGGAUAGAAUUCAAAGGACGUCGAGCCCAAUCCAAAUAUCGAGGAUUCAAGGCCACAUAUAGUUUUACAACAGACUAUGCUAUACGGAUUGGAUCACAGUCACAAAGAUAUCCAUGUGCAUUCAACUUUUACAGCAACGAAACAAAAUACGGAUAUUUCCACAGUCCUAACUUUCCAGGACUAUACCCAAGGAACACAGAGUGCCAUUAUUUUUUCUAUGGGAUUUUGUCAGAAAAAGUUGCACUACACUUCAGUUCUUUCGACAUAGAGGGAGUUUCUUCAUGCGACGCCCAAACUGCAAGUGAUUCUGUAGAAAUCUCAAACUAUCAUGGAGAAGAUAGAAAAUACACCAGAUAUUGUGGAAAACUGAGUGAAUUCGAUGUAGAAUCUGAUAGCAGAUUUUUCAGAGUUACUUUCAGAUCAAACGGUAGACUAGACGGCACUGGCUUCAACGCCACCUAUUAUUUUCUCGAAAGAAUAUUCACGACGAAAAAAUUCCAAGAAAUUCCAAGAAAUGGUGAGGGUCUAUAG
This is a messenger RNA of Phaedon cochleariae (mustard beetle), 837 nucleotides long. The record is from the annotation of a GenBank genome assembly. NCBI's taxonomy places the organism in Eukaryota, Metazoa, Arthropoda, Insecta, Coleoptera, Chrysomelidae.